AUGCCGCAAUAUGUUUGCCCUUCAUGUACCAAAAAGAUAUUGAAUACUCCACAUGCUAUUGGUGCUCAUAAGACUCGCUGCUCAGGACACAAAUCCCGUACACGAGAGCUCGUACAACGUCUGCAGUCUGCCGGAAUCAAGAUUGCCAAGAAAGUCAGCCUUUCUGCCCUGAAGAAGCAGAAGACGCCAUCUUUGCUGAGUGACGAGGCACAUAGCAUACUACCAUCGGUAUCUCAGGUAUCUGAGCCCAUCCUCAAUGACCACAGUGAUGGCGACAUUGUGAUGGAAGCCCCAGACGAUAUCAACACAGUUUCCCCCUCACGUGAAGAGCUAGCACCUGAAGCCGAGCCUGCACCUGAACUUGGACGCUUUCGUCGAACACGAAUGAUUCCGCGUCGUCUAUAUGAUUAUCUUCCAUCCAAGGCACAUAAAUCGCCAUCACCAUCACCCGUACCAUCACCAUCUCCACAGCCACCGUCCUAUAUUGACACCCAACCGGACGAAUUUGGCAUGUUCAAACGAUACAAGAACAGCCUGCCAUCAACUUCUCCUGAUGAGGUAGUAACACUGGAUACAGUUGUCGAUGCCCCCACCUUCGCUGUUGCUCCGGAUCCCAUGACGCAACCUGAUCCUACUUGCAUCUAUGGCUCAAAUACAGGCCGUACUGAUUUCCCAAAUGCUUCGACAUCGAACACGCCAUGGUUCUCACCAUUUCUCAAUGCGUCUGUAUGUCGCUUGAUGAGAUGGUUCUAUUCAUCAACAACAAAGACCCUUGGAGAUCUCAAUCGGUUGGUCAACGAAGUUAUUCUUAUGCCUGAUUUCAAGAAGUCAGAUCUGCAUGGCUUUGAGGCCUCACGAGAGGCUGAAAGACUGGAUCAUCCUGAAGAGGAUCCAGCCUCUCCCUUUCGACAUGAUGGCUGGACCGAAGACCACGUAUCAAUACCGCUCCCUCCCCCCAAUCCUACACUCGUCCCGGAAGAUCCUUGUCCAUGUGUCGACAUCCCAAAUGUCUGGCAUCGUUCCUUACUCGACAUCAUUCGAUCUGCCUUUGAGGAUCCCCAGUUCAAUGAUUUCCACAUCAAAGGAUUUACGCAGAUGUGGAAUCCCCCGGGCUCUUCUCAUUCAGAACGAAUAUUUGGCGAGGUUUAUUCAUCUGACGUAUUCUUGGAAAUGGAAGAAAGCGUUCAGCCUUUCCCAGGAUGCAAUCUUGAGCAGGUCAUUGCGCCGGUCAUGGUCUACUCCGACUCGACACAUUUGACCAACUUUGGUGAUGCGUCUUUGUGGCCAGCAUACGCGUCGUUAGGGCUGCUGUCGAAAUAUGUCCGAGCCCGAAUGACCGCAUUUGCAUCCCAUCAUCUUGCCUACUUUCCUUCGCUCCCAGACUGGAUCAAGGAUGAGUAUGUUAAGGCAUAUGGUGUACCCCCAUCAGAUGCUACGCUCACAUUCCUGAAACGUGAACUGAUGCAGGGCAUUUGGCGCCUUCUUCUGGAUGAGCAGUUUAUGGAUGCAUAUCGGAAUGGCAUUGUGAUUCGUUGUGCAGAUGGGGUGGAACGGAGGGUUUACCCCAGGUUUUUUACAUAUUCGGCAGAUUAUCCUGAGAAGGUCCUUUUGUGCUCAAUCAAGCAUCUCGGCAAGUGCCUAUGUCCAAGAUGCCUUAUCGUCAAAGACAAGGUUCGUGAACUCGGAACGAAACUAGAUAUGAGACGCAGAGAGACUCAAGCUCGUGUUGAUUCUGUUAACCGACAAAAUGACGUGACAAUGGCUCAAGACUGGAUCUAUAACCGAGGAUAUCCAGUUGAUGGCAAAGCUAUCAAUGAUCUAUUAGGGACACACUCAUUGACUCCAAACCGUAAUGCAUUUUCCGAAGUUCUGCUCGCAGAAAAUGUGAACUUUUAUGAACUGUUUGUUCCGGACCAAAUGCACGAAGUAGAGAUCGGUGGCUGGAAGUCGUACUUCAACCAUCUGGUCCGCAUCUGCCAUUCGUAUGGUUCAGACAUUGUUCAGAAGGUGAAUAAACGGUUCCGUUCACUUCCUACCUUUGGAUUAUCGACUAUUCGCAAGUUCAGAACUGAUACAACAGCUCAGAAGAAAUUUGCAGCCCGCGACUACGAGGACGCUCUCCAGUGCGCUCUACCUUGUUUUGAGGGAUUACUUCCCAAAAAAGAGAACAACAUCGUACUCGAUAAUCUGUUUGAUCUCGCAGCAUGGCAUGGCUUUGCAAAACUUCGCUUGCAUACGGAAUCUACACUUCAAGUUUACGAUGCUUUAACAACUUCUUUGGGAUAUCAGCUUCGCACAUUCGAAACAAAAGUCUGUCCGCAAUUCCAGACCAAGGAGACUCCCACAGAAGCAGCAGCUCGGCUACGGCGUCAGGCUCAGCAGGCGAAAAAGAGCACGACUUCUGCCAAAUCCGAGAGCAAAAAGGCCUCUACCAGUAAGGGCCACCGUCGGUUCAAUCUCAAUACCUACAAGUUCCACUCGUUUGGCGACUACCCACGAGCUAUUCGACGUUAUGGUACAACAGACUCAUAUAGUACACAGACGGGAGAACAAGAGCAUCAUCGUGUGAAGCUUUUCUAUGCUCGUACGAACAAACGUGGUCAUGUUCGACAAAUUGCUGUUCUGGAGCAGCGGCAGCGAUGGCUUCAGCGUAUUUAUGCAAGACGUGCAGAAGAGUUAAAGAGGAGUGGGACAAAGCAAACAGCAAGCCUUCGGCCAGAUGAGAAGGAGCCGCUCCCUCCAGGAAAUCCAGCAGGGCACUACCAGAUGUCAAACUCAAAGCGUUACCCUCUGGAUCUCAAUCUAUGGCUUGCUGAUAAUGAAAAGGAUUUGGCGGUGGCGGAUUUCAUUCCAAAGCUUAAAGAUCACAUCCUGCACCGUCUCUUUGAGCACGAAGACAAUCCUACGGUCACUAUGAACCAUCACAAUUCGCUGUUCCUUGUCAACAAUCGAAUAUACCGUCACAAAAUACUUCAAAUUAACUACACCACAUACGACGUUCGCCGAGACCAGGAUUCUAUCAACCCUCGCACCCGAUCUGAUGUCAUGGUCCUUGCCAAUGACACAAAACACUCUCAUCCUUACUGGUAUGCUCGUGUCAUUGGAGUUUUCCAUACCUACGCCCAGUACAAUGACCUUGACUCCGAUGAUAUUGUACCAGCACCAUUCCACGUGGACUUUCUCUGGGUUCGGUGGUAUGGUCUUGAUUCGGAUCGAAUGUCUGUUGGUGGCUUCAAGGCCAAACGGCCUCAUUGUAUUGGGUUCAUGGAUAGCGACGAUCCAGAUGCAUUUGGAUUUCUUAAUCCAGAUGAUGUGAUUCGAGCCGUUCACUUGAAGCCAGUGUUUGCAAGGGGCCAUACCUCAGAUUUUCUUCCACCGUCUAUUGCUCGACGCCCCGAUGAACAAGACAAAGACUGGGAGCGCUUCUAUGUAAACAUGUUUGUAGACAGAGACAUGCUCAUGCGCUUUUGUGGUCUUGGUGUGGGGCACAAGAACACUUGGCAUGAAACCCAGGUGCUUCGGAAAGAGAUUUGUGAAGCGUUCAACAUUUCAGAUCAUUAUGAAGAUAUGGAAGAUGCGAGGAUAUCAGAUGAAGAUACAAAGGAGUCGGAUAUAUCCUCUGGUUCGAGUAUGGCUCUAGGGAGUGAUCAGGGCUCUAUUAAUGGGGAGUCUGAGAAGGCUGGAUCCGAUGAUGAAGAGGAGUGGGAUGAUGUCGAGUGGGAUGAAGAGAAUGAUAGUGAUUCAGAUGAGGGUAGGGAGGAAUGCUGGUGCGACGAAGAUGAUAAUCCUGUUGACUCUGAAGGGUUCGAGAACAUGGAUGAUGUAGAGAUGUUAGGUUACUCUUGACUUUGAAUCUCAUUUGGAUAAUAUAAGCCCUUAUAUCCCAGAUAAUCCCCAAGGUAUGUAUAUUCAAAGGAAGCUAUAUACAUAAACUGUAUACGAAAAUAUUAAAGUAAGCGAUAUUGGCCAGGAGGAAGCCCCGAGAGUCUUUGAAAGGAUUCCAGGAAGUUGACAUGUCAGAUCACAUGACUGUGACAAUCUGGCCGUCUAUGUCAAUGACAAGUCAGUGCAUGCCAACAUACAUGUCGCACCAGCUUAUAUUAGCAGAUCUCAGUAUGCAUAUAUUUCAAAGCAGAGUAAGUGCCUUAUAUGCCUGGCGGGAUGGAUACAAGGACUUACAAUUCAUUAUAAUAGUCAGGAUCAGCGGGUAAUCAUUGUAGGUGGUUGUACUUGGGAUAAGCGAUUGUCUGGAAUGG
Messenger RNA from Desarmillaria tabescens, 4256 nucleotides. RefSeq lists its product as uncharacterized. The transcript has 11 exons. NCBI's taxonomy places the organism in Eukaryota, Fungi, Basidiomycota, Agaricomycetes, Agaricales, Physalacriaceae. Bases 1 to 3846 code for a protein of 1281 amino acids. The record is from RefSeq and is a predicted model, not a curated record.